This is a messenger RNA of Polyodon spathula (Mississippi paddlefish), 2728 nucleotides long. Its product is annotated as sodium-dependent lysophosphatidylcholine symporter 1-like. Gene Ontology annotation, molecular function: symporter activity. The transcript is spliced from 14 exons. The coding region runs from base 602 to 2194 and encodes 530 amino acids. Gene Ontology annotation, cellular component: membrane. The record is from RefSeq and is a predicted model, not a curated record. NCBI's taxonomy places the organism in Eukaryota, Metazoa, Chordata, Actinopteri, Acipenseriformes, Polyodontidae. Gene Ontology annotation, biological process: carbohydrate transport.
UUGAUUUUUAUAUCAGCAGACUCCUGCUUUACUUAACUCCUAUAGCUGCCUCAAGCCUGGCACCUUACAGCACGUGGUGGUUCCAGUGGCUUAGUUUAGUCAAGGUCUAUUCAUGCAGGCCAGUGUUCCAACCGAAUACACAAAGAGCAAACAGCUCUAUAUCCAAGGAGAAUCGGGACUCAACAAAGUGCUACUUAAUGACAGGAAUUACGUAGUGAACAGGUAAAGUAAUCGAUAAACUGAAGUGUCACAAUUGUAUCAAUUUGGUACAACGAUCUGGAACAUUUAGUACAUAUACAGAAGCAAACAAAACAAAAAAAUACGUUAUUAAAUAAAAUAUCCAGGCUGCAAAAAAAAAGUGUUCAAGUUCUACUCGUAUGUUUUAAUCCACAACUCAAAGUUUAAGCAGUGUCAUAUAUCAGCACGGUCGUAUCGUGUGUCAAAACAUUGCAUUCACACGUUUUCCAAGGAAUCUACUAUAAAAGCUAUGGGUAUACGAAAGCCGUUUUGGCCGGAAUGAAACACUGACGACCUUACAGGCAGUACUGUGAUUGCACAGCUUGUGCUGAGUUACUACAGGGAAGUGUUCCUCGCUGUUCAUAUGAAUGCUGGCAUGAGAAUAAAUGAGAUGAAAGAUAAGGAGAAUCCUGGACCAGUUAUCGGGACAGAGAACCGUGAACUAAACCACGGGGAUCCAGAUAGAGUUUCCCCUUUGCAGAAAGGGGCCGGGAGGCUGCCUCUGUCCAGGAAACUCUGCUAUGCGAUCGGGGGAGCUCCGUAUCAGAUGACUGCCAAUGCACUGGCCUUCUUCCUGCAGAUUUUUCUGCUGGAUGUGGUCCAGAUGGAGGCUUUCUAUGUGUCCAUGAUUCUGUUCAUGGGCCGGGCCUGGGAUGCUGUCACAGACCCUGUUGUUGGAUACCUGGUGAGCAGAAGUGGGAUGACUCGAUAUGGCAAGCUGAUCCCGUGGAUGGUGCUGUCCAUGCCCUUUGCAGUCCUGACGUACUUCUUGCUGUGGUUCACCCCUGCUGACACCAUGUCCCCUGCCUUUAGCUUCUCGUGGUACUUCAUCACCUACUGCCUCUUCCAGACCUUCAUCAGUUGCUACCACGUGCCUUAUUCAGCUCUGAACAUGUUCCUGGGAGGAGAUCAGAGAGAGAGAGACUCAGCCACAGCAUACAGGAUGGGGAUGGAGGUGUUUGGGACCCUGGCAGGAGCCACUAUCCAGGGCCAGAUUGUGGGAGUGUACCACGCCAAGACGGUACAUAGCUGCAGCAUGCCGAAAAGCACAGAGCUCAACAGCACCUCGCCGCUUGCCGACACCCUCGCCAACACGAGAAGGGCCUAUGCGACUGCGGCCACAGUCCUGUGUGGGCUUCAGAUUGUCUGUUGUAUAGUCAUGUUCCUGGGAGUAAAAGAGCACCCAGCUCCGCUCAGCCCAUUGGGCAGAAUGAAGAUGCCGUUCUUCUCUGGUCUGAAGUGCAUAGUACAGCACACGCCAUAUGUCAGACUUGUUUUUGGGUUCCUGUUCUCAUCGCUGGCUUUUCAGCUGUCGCAGGGAAACCUUGCCUUGUUCUGCACUCAUGCGGCUGGAUUUGGGGCUUACCUUCAGCACCUUAUCCUUACACUCCUGGUUGCGGCCACUCUGUCGAUCCCCAUGUGGCAGUUUCUACUUGUUAAGUUUGGAAAGAAGACCAUGCUUUUUGUGGGCUUGUCAUGUUUUAUUCCAGCUCUGAUCUCCUUGGCCUCAUUCAAAAGCAGCCUGGCGCUGUUCUUCACCAUGUCUGUGUUUGCUGGGAGCAGCUUGGCAGUUCUCUAUCUACUACCAUGGUCCAUGCUGCCUGACGUGGUGGAUGAUUUCAAAGUAAAGAACCCCUCCUACACCGACCUGGAGCCCAUGUUCUACUCCUUCUACGUCUUCUUCAAUAAACUUGGUGGUGGGGUGUCACUUGGAAUUUCAGCCCUGAGUUUACAUUUCGCAGGUUACAAGCCGGGUGCCUGCUCACACAAGCUGGCAGUGAUCACCACUCUGAGGGUCCUGUUCGCUCCGGCCCCUGUGGUGCUGCUCCUCCUGGGCAUGCUCAUCUUCUACUUCUACCCCAUCAACGAGGAGCGGAGGAGAGAGAUCAAGAGAGAGCUGGACAAGAUACACAGGGAAGAGAAGGAAACCAUGGAAGAUGUGAACGAUGCUUUGUAGCUGUGCUUUUACAAUCUGCUGCCAAACGGAAACCAAGCCGGUGCUACUGUACUGCCAUGUGCACUCAGAGGACUUCCAAAAAUUGAAAUUGAAAUUGAAUGAUCAGUCAUUGUUAUGUUAUAUAAUUUUUUUUUUGUUUACUAAAACUGUUUGAUAUACAGUGACCCAGUGGUAAAGUCACGGUGACAUCUCGUUGUUUCUUUUUUAAACUGGUAUUGCGUGGUUCAGGUAUAUUGUAAUAAACUCUCACCACAAUGACGAGGGCCUGGAAAUACAUCUCCGUCUAAUAUAUGAAGCAGGCAGGUCUUUGUAAAACAAAAGCUCUUUUAUAUUCCUCAUUCCAUGGAAGAACAGAAGAGUAAAGAUUCUGUGUUGAACAGGUUAUCUCUUAUUUAUCUUCACUGACAGUAGGAAACCUAGACGGUAUACUGUCUUAUUUUGUAUGCUUGCAAAUUAUUAUUAUUAAUUUUAAUAAUUGUGUUUUUCUAUAUAUUGUAUUUAACGCUGUAAAUCUAUAUACAAUAACAGUUCAAA